Nyctereutes procyonoides (raccoon dog) is the source of this 2736-nucleotide messenger RNA. RefSeq lists its product as uncharacterized. The annotation marks the transcript as partial. The transcript is spliced from 17 exons. The record is from RefSeq and is a predicted model, not a curated record. Lineage: Eukaryota; Metazoa; Chordata; Mammalia; Carnivora; Canidae. Gene Ontology annotation, cellular component: perinuclear region of cytoplasm.
CUCCAGAAGUUUCAGCAGAAGGCUCUGAAGCAAACUAAGCAGAAGAAAUCCAAGUCGGCUGAAUUUCUGAUGGUUAAAGAAGAUAGAGAAGUUAUGGAAGGCAUUGGAAAUCCAGCUUUUAACAUGAGCAGCCCAGAUCUCUUAGCACAUCAGACUUCAGACAAGAGCGUUAUUAGACAUGACAUGCCGGAUCACACCCUUGCAGCUCACCAACAAAAAUUCGGGCUGCUGGCCUCUGCUGAACCAAAAGGAAAUGAAUACAGCAGAAAUUACUUUGACCCACUGAUGGAUGAGGAAAUAAACCCAAGGCAGUGUGGGAUGGAGGUCAGCAGAGAGGAUGAGAGCUUCAAGGAGAUGGAUUCUGAAGAGGCAGUGGGUUCCAGAAAGAGACCUGAACCCCAUAAAGAGGGCAGCAAAGCCACCCCUGCCUACAGUGAGGCGUCUGAAAGAUAUGUUCAGAGAAGAGUAAUUCUGCUUGGAAAUUCUUCCUCGGAACAGGAUUUGAAAUUUGAAGGGGAAGGACUCAAUCAGUACAUUCCUAUGUCCGAUUUAAAGACUGACAAAACAUUUGAGAACAGAGUGCCAAGUCAACCAUUAAUUGCAGACCUAAACGACUGUAGAGAAGACAGCGCAGGCAAGCUCUGCACCCUCCCAGAAGUAACUCAUGAAUCAAAGGGAGCAGCAGGACCUUGCUGGAAGGUUGAGCAGGGUCAGGCACCUCAGCGUCUUCAAAUACAGAUAAAAUGCGUAAGGGGCCUCAAGAACAAGACUCCCCAAGGCUCUUACCUCCUCAGAGUGUCCUUGCUUGGUCGACCAAGUGGCUGUGUCUUGCAGUGGAGGCAAACAGAGCAGCUGAAGACCAGAACCCACCCAAUGAGGCAUGAUGGAAACUUUUAUGAUGUGGGGCUAUACUUCCAUGAAAGCCUUUAUGUGGUACUCCCUCCUAAGAAAGAUGUGAAACCUGGCAUGGCUUUCUUGUUUGAACUCUGUCUCCUUCGUGGUAGACAUGUUUCUUUUGAAUGCGUUAUGGGCUGGGCAGCCUUCCCUUUGUGUGAUAACAACUUUGAUGUAGUGGAGGGAAAAUUCAAGUGUCCCCUUCUCCGGGGACAUUAUGACCAGACACUUGACAACUUCAAGAAAAUGGAAGAUUUGAUUUGCCUGGACUUGGACCACUGGCUGUGCAAUCUCUACUUUCAGGUUAUUAAACUUCCUCUGUAUUUGGAUGAUCAAAAAACCUAUGAAAGACAAACUCCGCUUCCCCCUGAAUUUCCAGUUUCUUUAAUGGCUGAAGCACAGAAAGCAGAACCAGGCGUGGAGAACACGCCUGGCCUUUCAGAGAGACCAACAGAGGAAACCAUUUGUGCGUCAUUGGAUGAUAAAGCUAAAUCCUCCCUACGCUCUUCUCAGGGAAGCAUUUCUAAUAAAGUUGGUCCCUGCCCUAUGGACUGUGAUCUCGAUCUCUUAAAAGAAGACCAUGAAUUACACAAGAAGUUCACACAUAAAGGCAGAAGUUUGAUUGAUCACUCAGUGGGGGAAAACUCAGCUGUGUGGAGAACUAAAGAAAUUGAGGAUUACUCAGAGGAUGCAUCUUACUUGGAGGAACUGGAGAAACACAGAUUUUCAGUUUGCUCUUCUUCAGUGGCUGGUGGUACUGGAUCUGGAGGAUUCUUCAAGCAUCUCCAUUUUGUGAGGGUGUCAGUGUUUUCAGAACUUCAGUUAGCUCAGUGGCGAAGCCAGGGCUUCUGGUACAUCAUCCUGCUGAUGGCUUCCCUCUGGUUCCUGAGGCUCUACCUGCAUUACCUUGGCCAGUGGCUUCUCCUUCAGGCCAUUUCAACUCCUGUUACAAAAUUCCACUUUUCCCCUUUCACCGUUGAGCUUUGCUACCCAACCUCCUCCCUUCAAAUUGCAGAAGAGUUGCUUGUGGUUGUGGUGGGACCUUUAGGUCUGAAUGCAGUGAUACUUCCUUUGGUUCUGAUCAGAUGGGGUUGUCAGCUACUGUUUGCCUCCUGCCCUGACGUCUUGUCAAAGUUAAUCAUCACCAUGGGCCUAUGGACAAUUCUGGACCCGUUGGCAGUGUUUAUAGUGGAUACUGUCCUGGGGAGGCUUAUGCAUAAUGGGGACACUCCCAUAGCUGAUGCAGCAAAGCUGUACUGGGUGUUUGUAAGAACCAUGGAAUCGGGAGUUCUCGGUAUAAUGCUCACCGUGUUAAUUUACGUGUUGCUGUUCAUCAUUUCUUCUUUGAUUUUAUAUUUGUAUUGUCUCAGAUUGCACAGUGAUUCUUGGAUAUUAGAUGCAUUUCAGCGCAUCCACAGUGAAGAAGCCAUGUUUUUCAUGCCGUAUGAUUUGGAGAUCUCCAAUCAGGAGCUCAGCUACAUAGUGAAAAGGUCUGAGCAAUGGAGAGGAAUCCAUGGUGAAAGGAAGAAGGUGGCAGUGUGCGAUUAUAUCUGGGAAAACCAUGGCGUCAAGUCCAGAAUCUCCAGCUGUGACCUCCAACAGCAAAAUAAAAUUUCUGUGUCUGCGCUUGGUCCAGGAGAUGUUACUUCUCAUGUGUCUAUAUGUACCAUUUAUCCCAGUGGGUUCCAAGAGCUAUACCGCCAUUUUCUCCGACUCCCCAGUGGUGCCAUUGUUGAGAUGUUUGGUGAUAUCAGUGGCCUAAGGUUUAUCCCCACUGAAAUGGUCAUGGCGAUUCAGGAGCAGAUGAGUGAACUGGACAAGUAUACCAGAAGACUCCUUUGA